This is a messenger RNA of Metarhizium robertsii ARSEF 23, 786 nucleotides long. Its product is annotated as Glycosyltransferase. Lineage: Eukaryota; Fungi; Ascomycota; Sordariomycetes; Hypocreales; Clavicipitaceae. Gene Ontology annotation, molecular function: mannosyltransferase activity. The coding region runs from base 1 to 786 and encodes 261 amino acids. The transcript is spliced from 2 exons. The record is from RefSeq and is a predicted model, not a curated record. Gene Ontology annotation, biological process: mannosyl-inositol phosphorylceramide biosynthetic process.
AUGCGAGCCACUUUCAGAAGUCCACGAAAGCUUAUCACUCUCCUUGUGCUGUCUCUCGUUGCCAUCCUUGUUCUGCACCAACUUAGUUUCCAUGACCAAUUUCUCCUCUGUGGCAGUCUAUCAGAGUCGAUGAAAAUAGUCGACGCAUGCCCUCGACCUAAUAUCAAAACGAGCAACGAAUCCCUCGGGACGGCCAGACCGGGUAUUCCAAAUGUAAUUCAUCAGAUAUGGAAAACGGAGCACGUCGAAACAUAUUCUACCGAGGCGUCCCACGCGUCAUGGAGAGCUCAAGCCGAAUCCAGCAAUUACACGCUGAAACUAUGGACUGACAACGACAUCCUACAGCUCAUCAAAGCCAAGUAUGCGUGGUUGCUAUCGACAUACGAGGGAUACGCGCAAGAUAUUCAGCGCGCAGACAUGGCCAGACUCGUCGUCGUUCACGCGGAGGGAGGCAUCUACGCAGAUUUGGACGUCUACCCCGUGUCGGUAGACGAGUUGUCCUGCUUGCGGCAUCUUGGCCUGCGAGCCAUCUUUUCUCCCACGGCGGGAAAUGCCGGGCUCAGCAACCACUUCUUCAUGGCUGAGCAGGGGGCGGAUUUCCUCCAAUGGGCGCUGUACGAGGGUAAACGGCGAGGCGGCCCGUUGUCGAAGCACAUUCUUCUACCUAUUCGUGGAUGUACGGCGCCUCGAGCCAUGGACUGGGUGUGCUGGGCGCGGGCUACGGGGGUUUCGUGGUUCGGCAUGCUGCAGGGCGGUCUUGGCAUGGGUUGGAUGGGUAUCUUUUGA